UAUGCAAAUUGAAUAAUCCGCCAUUUAUAUAUCACAACAAGAUAUAAAAACACCACCCCCCACAAAGUUACACACAAUUAGCCCACGACCCUGAACGAACAUAUUUAAUCUUGUGCAGAACAAUUUCACAAGUGUUAUUUUGAGUCAAUUUUCUUAGUUGUGAUAAUAUGAGGGUGAACACAGAGUUUGAGCGCGUUCUUAAGUAUUUCAAUGAAGAUGGGGAUGGUAAGAUUUCCCCAUCUGAGCUUAGGAACCGGCUAGGCAUGAUGGGUGGUGAGUUAUUGUUCAAAGACGCUGAAAAGUUGAUUGAGGAAUUGGAUUCUGACGGUGAUGGGCUUUUGAGUUUGGAAAAUUUUGUGAAGAUAAUGGAGGAUGCUGGGGAAGAGAAGUUGAAGGAUUUGGCAGAGGCUUUUGAGAUGUACCGUAACACUGAAAUGUAUGGGUUUAUAACAACCAAAAGCUUGCAAAGGAUGCUGCGUAGGUUAGGAGAAUCAAAAUCCAUGGAGCAAUGCACAACUAUGAUUGACCACUUUGAUUUGAAUGGAGAUGGCCUGCUUGUAAAACAAUUAAGGUUUUCUAGAUUAUUAAUUAUAGGAAAUUAACAUGAUCUUAAAAUGUAUGAUUCUCACAAAUAAUAAAUAAACAAAUAAUGGGUACCUUUUUUCCUAGGAAAGCUUCUUUCCGGUGGUGUACUUUGAUUUCCUUGGAAGAGGAGAGAAAUAAAAUUUCACUCCCUUGACUAUUCUGUCUGUUUCUCUGCGUUUGUGAUGACUAUAAAUGAGAGAGAACACUUUUUUUGUCA
Glycine soja is the source of this 802-nucleotide messenger RNA. Its product is annotated as probable calcium-binding protein CML25/26. The record is from RefSeq and is a predicted model, not a curated record. The transcript has a single exon. Bases 168 to 602 code for a protein of 144 amino acids. NCBI's taxonomy places the organism in Eukaryota, Viridiplantae, Streptophyta, Magnoliopsida, Fabales, Fabaceae. Gene Ontology annotation, molecular function: calcium ion binding.